CUGGUUUGGAUAUCGUCUAUCUUUAUCAACAGGCCUGGGGUGAAGGGUUGCUGAUAAUACUCGUGCUUUCUGGAUAGUGAGGGACUGUGCGCUCCCCACUGAUUUCAUCGUUUCCUUCUUGAUUUGCUCAAGCCAACCUGCCAUCGUCAACUACGUACGGCGCAUUUCUACUUUGAAGUCACGCAUUUCUCAUAUUUUUUUUCUUCAUUGUUGAGCCACGAUGUCGUCUAUGAUUACUACUUCCGCUUGGGUGCGGCGUGGAGUCGCUGCUCAGUUCCCCACGAAAUAUGAGAUCAACGAGGAGGAAAUGGAUCGCAUAUCCAAACUUGCGAGGAUGCAGCUUGAGGAGGCUCAGGGUGAUCUGAAGGCCGCGCAAGAGGGACAUGAGGAGGAUGAGGCUAUGGAUGAGGACCAGGAGGAUAAUGAAGACUCCAAAGAGGGAGAGGAAAAGAAAAACGACGCCGCGGAUGACGAUGACUUGAAAGAAUACGAUCUGGACCACUAUGACAGUGACGAAGUCGAUGAAGAUGGCGAGAAGAUUACCAUGUUUGGUAACGUCAAGUCGCUUGCUUAUCAUGAGCCCAACGAGGAGGACCCCUACUUGGUCAUGCCGCCCGAGGAGGAAGACGAAGAACGCGAAGAACUGCAGAUUAUGCCCACGGAUAACUUGCUAUUGGCUGGUAAGGUGGAAGAUGAGGUUGCCCAUUUGGAAGUCUACGUCUACGAGGACGCGGCAGACAAUCUCUACGUGCACCACGACAUCAUGCUGCCAGCUAUUCCCUUGUCGCUCGAAUGGCUGGACAUCCCCGUGGGUAAGGCGGCCGAGGGCCGGACCACGGGCAACUUUGUCGCUAUUGGAACAAUGGAGCCUGAUAUUGAGAUCUGGGACCUCGACAUCGUGGACUGCAUGUAUCCCAACGCCAUCCUGGGUCAGGGCGGCGCUGAUGCAGAGAAUGGCCCCAAGAAGUCCAAGAAGAAGAAGGCCAAGGCCAACGACGAAUACCAUAUUGACGCCGUGCUCGCUCUGGCGGCCAACCGGCAGCAUCGCAAUCUUCUGGCCUCUGGAUCGGCCGAUCGCACAGUCAAGCUUUGGGAUCUCCAGACCACCAAAUGCGCCAAAUCCUAUGCCCACCAUACCGACAAGGUAUGUGCCCUGGAGUGGCACCCCACCGAGUCGACUAUUCUGCUGAGCGGUAGCUACGAUCGCACUGUGGUGGCAGCGGAUAUGAGAGCCCCCGACUCCAAGGCCCGAUGGGGCGUGGAUUCGGAUGUUGAGAACGUGCGCUGGGACGUGCACGAUCCGAACUACUUCUAUGUUACGACGGACGGCGGUAUGGUCUAUCGCUACGAUAUCCGCAACGUCCCCGCCACCCCCAAGGAAUCUAAGCCGGUGUGGUCGUUGCAGGCCCACGACGACUCGGUGUCGUCGUUCGACAUCAACUCAACGGUCCCCGGCUUCUUGGUUACCGGAUCCACGGACAAGCAGGUGAAGCUCUGGAACGUCGAGAAUGACAAGCCGAGCAUGGUUGUUUCCCGCAAGAUGGACGUGGGUAAGAUCUUCUCGACCAACUUUGCGCCGGAUGCCGACGUGAGUUUCCGCCUGUCGGUGGCCGGCAGCAAGGGCGUGGUCCAGAUCUGGGAUACCUCGACUAACGGAGCGGUGCGCCGGGCGUUCGUGUCGCGGAUGCCGUCUCUGGAAGGUGAGGUGCAGGAGCGGAUGAUAGGCAUGCAGCCUGAUCAGGAUGAGUCGGACGAUGAUGACGGCGGCCAGGAGGCUGGAGCUGCGCAAGGCGCGGAUGGCUGGGAAUCUAUGGAUGAGGAUUGAGAAGUUGGAAGAAUGUGAAGUGGACGAUUUCAAAUCGAAAUGACCUCACUCAUGUUUAAAAUAUAUUCGAUUUACGCAGUCUCGUAUAGAUAGUCCUGUUGACAUGCAAUGAAAACGUUGAG
This is a messenger RNA of Aspergillus heteromorphus CBS 117.55, 1947 nucleotides long. Its product is annotated as rRNA-processing protein PWP1. Gene Ontology annotation, cellular component: nucleus. NCBI's taxonomy places the organism in Eukaryota, Fungi, Ascomycota, Eurotiomycetes, Eurotiales, Aspergillaceae. The record is from RefSeq and is a predicted model, not a curated record. Gene Ontology annotation, molecular function: protein binding. The coding region runs from base 221 to 1825 and encodes 534 amino acids. The transcript is spliced from 2 exons. Gene Ontology annotation, biological process: rRNA processing.